Molecule: messenger RNA, 704 nt
Organism: Aspergillus pseudotamarii
Lineage: Eukaryota; Fungi; Ascomycota; Eurotiomycetes; Eurotiales; Aspergillaceae
Exons: 1
Coding region: 106-534 (142 amino acids)
Source: RefSeq, a predicted model, not a curated record
AAGAGAUUACUGUGAUAAGCCUAGUGAUAAAUCUAGGUAAACUACUGCGUGACAUUCGUCAGAUGCCCGUUAAGGAACAGUGUCUGGUUGCGGCAUGACCCUCAAAUGUGCAAGCACUGUUGGCUGGCUGCGAGAACUGAUUUGAUAACGCAAUUGUUGGCUUUGUUCAUUUGCAUAUGUGACCGGCCCUUCCCUGCCUGCUGCAUGGGCCUUGUCCUGAAGAUGAUGUCAAGGUUUCUCCUGAUGCAUCUGCGGAAGUCUAUUGAAGCUCCCAACAGGGCUACAAUUGAAGUUUCGCUGACAUUCUGGCCACCACAACUAGGGAUCUCUCUAGUAAGAACUAUCUUAUGCCAACCCCAGGUGGAGACCACCUUCACACACUAUUCGCAUAGCCGCCAAUCUUGUUUGGUGUUGGGGAAACUCCGUGCAGUAGUUCUGUGGAAGCACAAUUUACCAUUUGAUUCAUUCGUUGAAACCGUUUCUCCUGGAUGUGAUGUAGAUCGCGUCACCAACUUCUCCGGCGCAAUUCUCUAAAUGUUCCUUUGUGGAUUGGGGCGCAAAAAGAGAGAAAAAAAAGAAAAAGAAAAAAGAAAAAUGGAAAAGGAAAAGGUGCUGUAUCCGUAGUUGAGAUCCUUGACUAACCUUGUUCUUACUUUCAUUCUUCUGCCCUGGUUUUUUUGUUUUAUUUUUUAUGACCAGUUUUU